AUGGGGGCUUACUGCUACGGUAAAAGAGAUAAUAGAGGAGAAGUAUUGCUUCGUUUCUGCUGGGAAAACAACUUAUUCAUCAUAAAUAGCAAGUUUAAGAAGAAAGAAAAGAACAUGUGGACCUGGAUUUCACCAAAAAAAGCGAGAAGUCAAAUCGACUACACACUGUCGAAUAUUAAAGAAAAUAUAACAAACUUUGAGAUACUUAAUAAAUUUUCUUUCGCCAGCGACCACAGACUACUAAGAAAUACUCUCUUUCUCGCAAAUAUCAAAAAAAGUAGAGCCAGCUAUAACAAUGAAAACUUUAAAUUAAAGACAAAAGAAGGACAAGACCAAUUCAUAAAAUUUCUAAAAGCAAACAUUGAAAUAGCACAACUAAAUGAAAAUGAAGAUGUAGAGUCUUAUCACAAAAAAAUUAAAAAUGCAAUCGAAUACAGUCUGAAAGCCACCAAAAUUGAAAAACGUAAAACACAAAGUAUUAUUUCAGAAGAUACAAAAAAACGAAUAAGAAGAAGAAAUGAACUUACCAACAAGAAAAAUCUUACAAAAGAGGAAAGAACAGAAAAAACAAAUUUAUACAAAAAUAUCCAUAAACUUAUUAAAAAGGAAUACCAAGAUCAUAAGAUAAAAACAAUAGAAAAACAUUUAAUAAAAUCAGGAAGUCUGAAGAAAGGACUGAAAGAACUCAUUUCUGCCAAGGGGUGGAUACCUUGCCUUAAAGAUAUAUCUACGGAGAAGAAGUCCUUUUCAAGAUCAAAAAUCAUAGAGACAGCUACUUUAUUCUACAAAGAGCUCUAUAGCAACAUACAAAAUACAACAUUUCAAGCCUUGCCAACGAAUCAAAAUUUGACAACAAUUAAAAGAUUCACCAUACAAGAAAUCGCAAUCUUGAAAUUGAAGUUG
Molecule: messenger RNA, 903 nt
Organism: Brenthis ino (lesser marbled fritillary)
Lineage: Eukaryota; Metazoa; Arthropoda; Insecta; Lepidoptera; Nymphalidae
Source: the annotation of a GenBank genome assembly